AUGACCACCAUCGCGAGGGUGUGGACAUGCUUUGCGGCGGUCGUCUCUCCAGCACCGAUCUCGGUUGAAUUAUCGUUACCACGGAAAAGCCCAGUUGUCUAUGGCGAGCCCAUAGGCGACCGCACAAUCUAUGUCAUCUACAUCUUUGCCCUCUAUACCUUUUCUAUCGGAUUCGUCUUCUCUGCCGCGGUCGUCAACAAUGGCCUCGGUCUUACCACGGAUGGCAGCUACAAAGCUUCGGUAAUGCUAUGUCUCAUGUUCUAUGCAGCCAGCAAAGUAUCGAUGUAUCUCUUCCUCGUCGAGCGGGCUCACAUACUACGAGCUCCUUACGCACCCCGAUAUAAAGACUUAUUGUGGUUGCUCAGCACCAUCGCCAUCGUUGUGUGUCUGGGUGCCAUUUGUAUCGCCGGCAUUGUCUCACCCAAGUACGUGCUUUCAGGGGUGGAUGGACGCUGUCGUAUAGGUCUCCAGCGUUACGCAGCCAUCCCGCUGUUGACGUGCGACAUUGUCAUCAUCCUUUACCUUACAACCGUCUUCAUCUAUCUUCUGAGCCCUCUGGUCAAGGAUGAUACAAGUUCCGGUACUGGUGUUGUAAACCGGGUGACACUGUGCAUCAGCAAGACUUUGGGUCGAGUACAGCAGAAAGCCACCAUGGACCUUCAUCGAUCGAACAAAGCGCUCGUCAAGAGAGUCGAAACUCUACUCCAGAAGACUUUGAUUGGAUGUGUCUUGGUCAUUCUUCCCACUGGCGGUAACCUUGCGGCUAUCUGCAUCCUGGUUGGGAAAGAAUUAGCUUUUGUAAGUCCAGACCUCGAAGACCCAAACGAGGCAUCCCAAUCUAACAUCUUGUUCCUAGAUCUGCCUCACUUUGUGCACUUUUGA
This is a messenger RNA of Alternaria postmessia, 882 nucleotides long. RefSeq lists its product as uncharacterized. The record is from RefSeq and is a predicted model, not a curated record. Lineage: Eukaryota; Fungi; Ascomycota; Dothideomycetes; Pleosporales; Pleosporaceae. The coding region runs from base 1 to 882 and encodes 293 amino acids. The transcript is spliced from 3 exons.